UUCCAUAAACUCCCUUCCCAUCACCAAUACACAAAAAUUACUAUAUCAUCUGCUCCUUCAUAAGAUAAACUUUUAGUUUUAUAUAAUUGAAAAAAGAGGAAUUAGAAAAUGAAUGUUUCAGAAGCUUUUAAAUCAAGGAGUAUGAAGAAUAUGCUUGGAGAUCAUCUCCUUCGAAAUGGGGUUUCUUAUGAUCAAACAAGAAAACCAUCUUCAAUUAAAUUAUUACCUGGACCUUCUUCAGGUCAAGUUGAUGAUGGAUCAUCCUCGUUGAUCGUUUCGAAACAACGUAAAAUUGAAUCAGUUUUCGCCACCAUGAACAAGCUUGUGAAAGGAAAGUUGGGUUUGGUAGGAAAGGUUGAUAAAGUGUUUAGACAAAUCUUCAGCGUGCGUGAAGGAGAGCAACUGUCGAGAGCUUCACGUUGCUCCUUGUCCACCACCGCGGGUCCUAUUGCAGGCCGCCUUUUCAUCUCAACUGAAAAGCUGGCCUUCUAUAGCGACAAGCCGAUUGCGAAAGUCUCCUCCUCUACUGGAGAAUCUCUUAGAUUUCACUACAAGAUUGUGAUUCCGUUGAGGAAGAUCAAGAAAUUCAAUCAAAGCGAGAAUGUGAAAAGGCCAUCACAGAAGUAUUUACAAGUAGUGACUGCAGAUGAAUUUGAGUUUUGGUUCAUGGGAUUCGUCAGUUAUAAGAAAACUUUCAAAUGCUUACAACAAGUAUUCUCCAAAAGUUUGAUCUGCUGACUUUGAUGGUUAAGAUAGGUGUAAGCUCGCAGCUAGCUUUGUAUAUACUAUACCGUAUUCUCUAGGAUAAGAUAAGAUGGUUUUUGCUGUAGAGUUAUUAUUGAUUAGUACCUAAGCUUGUAUAUAAAUUAAUGAUUUGCCCAAGAUAAUUGAGCUACUUUAUUCAUAAUUAAUUGAUACUUCAUUCUUGUUA
Beta vulgaris subsp. vulgaris (sugar beet) is the source of this 931-nucleotide messenger RNA. Its product is annotated as GEM-like protein 4. The record is from RefSeq and is a predicted model, not a curated record. Lineage: Eukaryota; Viridiplantae; Streptophyta; Magnoliopsida; Caryophyllales; Amaranthaceae. The transcript is spliced from 3 exons. The coding region runs from base 109 to 738 and encodes 209 amino acids.